UCAUCAUAUCAACCAACUAUAUGCAAACCUCACUGUAGUGCAAUAUCAGUGCCCAUGAACACCAUGUUACUUGGCCCAUCAUCAGAAUGUACAAGCGGCACUGCUGUUAGUGGUACUGUAUGUCCAUUUGGUUGCCCAGAUGGAUAUGCAUUGGUUGGGAUGCAUAUGCUUACUUGUUUAGAUGGGGGGAAAUGGGACAAUUCUGUACCAAUGUGCAAGAAAAUUUGCCCCACAGUUAAUAGUGAAGCUCUCACCAUAUCAGGAUGUGCCACUGAUGAUGGUUUAUACUUGGAAGGAUCUGUGUGCUCAUUAUCAUGUGCUACCGGCUACACACUAUCUGUACCAUCUAACACUAUGGCAUGCACUGACGCUGGUACAUGGCAAGUUGAUGGACCAGUGGAGUGUGUGAAAGCUUGUCCUUCUUUCCCAUCUACAUUAACAAGCACGCCAUCUGCAUGUUCCUCUGGUCCCUCCACCCCGGGCACCAUGUGUACAUUAUCGUGUGCCACUGGUUCACUGGUGGUUGGUAACGAAGUGGUAGCAUCGGUUGAUCGUAUAUGUGAUGAUGAUAGAAUGUGGCAAGGACCCUUUGCUUACUGCAUUAACUCAUGCCCACCUUUGACCACUGAAGAUGCUGCAACAAGUGGAUACUACGAACCCUCAUCAUGUUCUAGUGGUGCCCAACCUCCAGGCACAAGAUGCCAACUUAUGUGCCAGGGACAGAACAAAGUGACCGGCGGUGGCGCGUGGCGUAUGUGCGCGAAUAAUGGCACUUGGCUACCGGAUGUUACACACUCCAACCUCGGCUCGUGUGCCCCAACCUGCCAGCCACUACCCAAGCCACAAGGAGGCAGUGUAACCCCACAAACUUGUCUUGACGGCAAUGUAGAACUUGGUACUGAAUGUGUGAUAAGUUGCCCACCCCACAUGGAUAGAGUUGGCUCAGGUAUUCGUAAAUGCAUGGGUACCGAUGAGGUAGGUGCAGAUGAAGGGGGGUGGUCAGGUGAAACCGAUUCUAGAUGUGUGGCAAGAUGUCCACCACUAACACUCGACCCAAACAACUUUGUAUUUCCGCGAGAAUGCGAAUACAGUUCAAUGGUGGAAGGCCAGCACUGUGUGUUUGAAUGUCAUAAAGGACUAGCAUUGAUAGGAGCAAGUACACUGACAUGCACUGAGAAAGGAGAAUGGGAUAAUGUGAUGCCACAAUGUCAACAUGCUUGCCCUUCUUUGGAUGUCACAAAUGGUGAAAUAUUUUGUUCAACUGAGUCUGCUCAACCAAUAGCGGAACUCGGUUAUGUGCAUGAGGUCGGCACGAAAUGUUUGUUUGUUUGCGACCAAGGUUUCACGACCCUCACACCCAAUGAAAUAACCUGCCUGCCAACUGGUGUGUGGUCACCUAUACCAUACUGUAGAGUUGUGGAGGACGUGUUUUCAAUUUUACAAAAGAUAGAAGACAACACGAAGUGUCUUGUAUCCCAGAUGACCAAUAUGGCCUAUGUGUUGAACUAUGUUCAUUCUGCAGAGGAUUGUGAGGCAGCGGGUAACAAUGCAAUGUGGUUAUGGCAUGGAGAUUACAACAUACAACAUGCACAAACUGGAUUAUGUCUUGCUGCUCAGAUUGACAGAGUUGAAUCAAUCAUUGAAUUAAGUGAUUGUGAUGUCAAGAAUCAACUACAACACUGGGAUUGUGAUGUCAACAAACCAUUUAGGAUAUUACUGAAGAACACAAUUCUUGGUAUAGACUCAACUUAUGAUGGUUUGGGACCCAUUCUGACAAAAUGGACCCAUGCUAAUUCAUACUGGGUCACAUUUAACAGUGAGCUUGAAACUACAGCUUCAAUAUGCUCAUUCAAAGCAAGUGGUACAUGCCCUGGUAUAACAAUCCCUGGUAUUACGGCCACACCAGCUGUAUGUAUGAGCAGUAGUGUUCAGAUCUGGCAGAAAUGUGCAAUGACAUGCGCAGGUGGAACUUAUAUGACAGGUGUUGGUUCAACAGAGUGUUUACCCACUGGUGUGUGGAAGAAUAUAGAGAGUGUACGAUGUGCGAAGAAAUGCCCACCCCUUGUUGCUACUGGAGGGAAACAAUUCACUCCUGCCAGGUGUACAGAACAAAAUAUGGACGAAUUAUCCACAUGUAAAAUGACUUGUUUAGCCGGUAACAAACUUUCAAACGGUGAGAAUGAGGUUUCUAUGGUGUGUGAGGAUGGCGCUUGGACGGGUGGCAAUGUCAACUGCAUGGCAGAUUGUGCUACAACCCCACCUGCCCCACUGCAUGGAUCUGUGGCUUGCAAUCAAGGGACAUGCACAGUAUCAUGCAACCCGGGGUACGCACUAUCAGGUAGUAACACUAUAACAUGCGUGGAUGGAUCAUUCAGUGCAGCUGUUGGUACAUGCACAGCUGAACUUCAGUUCAAGAUCAAAUCAUCGACCACUGACCAGUGUGUGGCGGUUGUAGGAGGUGGGGAUGUUCCAAUGACAACUAAAGUUACUUGUGAUAAGAACAACAAGAACCAAUAUUGGAAAUGGAGCAAUGGAAUGUUACAACAUAUUAACACAGGCAUGUGUUUAAAUGCUUCAUCAACUGGGGAUUGGGUUUCUGCUACAGCAGCCACUUGUAAUAUGGAUGAUUCCCAACUAUUCAAGUGUGGUUCCAAUCCUUAUAAUAUUGUGCUUACUGGUGCAGCUACUUAUAGACUUGAUCUUGGUAAUGCAUUGGGGGAUUCACCCAUCGUCUCAACCAAUGGUCCUCAAACAUCAAGCAACAACUGGGUAGGAGUUGAUCAGAAUGAUCAAACUGGGACGUUGUGUUCGUUUAAAACAUCUGCCACUUGCUCUGGUUUGGUUGUUGGGCCAGCUGCUUCUGUGACAUCACAAUGCGCAUUGGAUUCAAUAGUCGGGUCACAAUGUCCAGUCACAUGCAAUGCAGGAUAUACACUUGUACCUGCUGCUAAUACACUAACAUGUCUGGCUAGUGGGGUCUGGGAUAAUGCUGUACCUUCUUGUGUGGCUAAUCUUCCAUCCGAAGGUACCUGUAACCCAUUUGUUCUGACUGUUGGGUUAGAGGUCACGCCCUCACAAUGUUCCACUGGUGUUACGUUAAACAGGGGUACACUAUGUAUGUUCUCAUGCUUACCUGGGUAUUAUAUGACACAAGGCACUCCAUCAGCUUACUGCACUGGAGUUACCAAUUUAUGGACAGGCACAGUGCCCCAGUGUAAACCAUUCUGCCUUGGUCUUCCCCUUGCCCCUACCUCCUACUUUACCCCAGCCACUUGUGGUGCAUUGCAAGUGACCAGUGGCACAACUUGCACGUCUACAUGUGCACAAGGAAGUGUCACAAGUGCAGGAAUCACCACAAAUGCACGAACAUGCGCAGACGAUGGAACAUGGUCAGGAAUGGAUGAACCUUGCAUGGUUGGUUGCAGUUUACAAGGCGCUACAACUGAUGCUAGUUUGGUUACAAGUGGUAGUAAGAUGGCUAUCUCAUCAUUGUCUUGUGUAUCUGAUGUAAAAGCUCCUGGUACAAGUUGUACAUUAACCUGCCCAGCUGACUAUGUAUUGGUGGAUGGGGAAGCUACAAUGAAGUGCAUGGAUGGGGGGAACUGGGAUGGACCUAUGCCAAGGUGUAUACCGCAAUUUAAAUGCCCACAAGUUACAAGCAUGGGAGCUGAACCUGUUGAAUACGAACCCAUGAUGGGAACUGCAGUAGUAGCUGGUACAACUGCUACAUUAACUUGUUUACCAGGAUACACAAUAUCUGGUGACAGCACAAGGAUAUGUAUGAGCAAUGGAACAUGGGGUGGAAAUGGUGGUGCUACUUCUGUAUGUAAACAACUAUGUGAACCAAUUCUACCAAAGUUUUUAUCUGUCUUCUCCCCUUCAAGCUGUACUGAUCAAUACUCGGAACAUGGUGACACAUGCACCAUGACUUGUGGGGAUAACGUUGCACUCAGUAAUGGUGACUGGUCCAUUUCAAUAACUUGCCAGAAUGGUGUGUGGUCUGGUCCAUUACCUUCAUGUGUGGCUGAUCCACUUACCCCAUUAAACGUUUACGAAACCAGCUCUGACUUCAUGAUGAUAAACAUUGCAUCAGCUAUUGGUUGUUUCACCAUUGGCAGCGACAAUGCAUUGAAAUGGAUGCCACGAAGUGAUUGUAAACCAGAGGAUGAUGCUAAUAGAUGGAGAAUGACGGGUAACUCAAUCAAGAAUAAAAAGAACAACCUUUGUCUGCAGCCAAUAAACAUUGUUGGAUCACAAGCUGUGCUUGGUGUUGGCACUUGUCGACAAGAUGAUGUUCAACAACUAUUCAUGUGUGGAAACCCUGACAGCUCUAAUCAAAGAUUCUCGUUAUUUUCCGCUUCCACCACCCCAUGGAGAAUGUUCCUCCAAAACAACCCAACAACUUAUCUACCAUCAUACGUAGCUAUGGAAACCGUGCCUGCUAAUCAGAUGAAUCUAAAUCGAGAACUGUUUGAAACUUUAUCAGUAACAGCUAACGCUAACAUGGGGAACCCACAGCAUAGUGAUAAACCUGUAUGUUCAUAUUCAUGUGGUGGAUUAAUAACUGAUGAAACAUCAUCUGGUUAUAUUGUAUCACCUGGAUACCUUGGUAAUGGAUCCUACCUCCCUAACACUGAGUGUGUGUGGAUAUUAGCAAGUAAUAAAAAGAUCACGCUUACAUUACUUGAACUUGACCUUGAGUCUAACAUGGGAGAUGAUGCAGAUUAUGUCAAGGUAUACGAAGGUAGUAGUGACAAUGUUGUUUAUUCGGAACAUCUUCGUACGUAUCAUGGUCGAGAUAUUUCUAUGUAUGAUACCAACAAUGGUGGUCAUGUUACAAGUUCUAUCAAUAUGAAUAUGUUGGUAAAGUUUCGAUCUAAUGGGAUGGAGGAAAAUGGAGGCUUUGUGAUGUCAUAUAAGUUUGAAAACCCAAUUGUGCCAUCACAAUGCGGUAUGUCAGCUUAUGUAUGGCCAACUAUUGACCCAAUAACGGAACUUGAAACAUCAGCAAUGGCUCACACUGCUACGGAUGGGAAAUGGCCAUGGGUGGUUUCUAUAAGGGAGACUGCUGAGCGUAGUGGACAUGCCUACCCACGCUGUACUGGUGUAUUGGUUGAUGCUACCACCAUUCUAUCUGCUGCUCAUUGUGCUAAGUUUGCAUUGGUUGCUCUAGCACGUGAUGGGGGCGUGAGCAUUGGCGUGAAUCGAGUAUCACAGUUUCAUAUGAAUGAUGAUCUCACUAAUGGUAAUGGAGUGUAUGUAGACAGGUUAUUCAUCCACCCCAAUUACGACGAUACAACUCGUACACAUAACAUAGCUGUGUGGAAACUUACAACAUCUAUAAUGCAUACUGAUACACAGCCAGCAUGCUUGCCGAUAUACGGGCAUAAUGUUCAUAACACUGAUAGUGAGUGUUUUGCUGUUGGCUGGACACGAAUUGAUAAAGGCACAUCAUCUCAAAACAUGCUGGAUUACAAAAUGAAGAUGGAAACAUCAGCUUGGUGUGAACAAGAUCUUGGGUUGGAGAAAGAUUCCGGUUUUGUUUGCGCUAAUCAUGUAAGACUGGAUGCUUCUGGAUAUGGAGGAACGGAUGAUUCUGAACCUCUCUUGUGUAAAAGUCAAGACCAUUGGUAUGUGGUGGGCGUGGCCAGCCACACCCAGAUAGGUUCAAGGUCCACACGUCGGUUAUACACCAGCGUCCAUUCACACGGACAAUGGCUGCAACAAGCGCUGUCUAUGACGUCACAAACGUCGUACAAAUCGUUGGGUCUAGAUAGAUUGGGGUCAGAAGAUUUGGACACGUCUGAAAUCGACCAAAUAGCAAAGGAAAAGUGGUUGAAUAAAUAUUAAAGUCAGUUCUACACCUAUAAACACACGACUCACGUCUAAGUUGCUUCAAAAUGAAGCUGCACACGUUUUGAACACAUAUGGUUUCAGACACUUUGCAUGACAGUUGCUCCAAGAUGCAAAAUUCGUACUUUUGUUACACACUCGGAUUUUUGUUUUUAAGUUAAUAUCGCUGUUCAAUGCGUAUCGCAACUAUAGUUUAAUUUGAGUUAAUUUAUUUGUGUUUUAAAAGGGCUUUAACUGUUAGAUUUCACGCACGUUAAUAGCCAAUUUCCGAAGCUGUCGCAGUGUGUGGAUAAGCAGGCAGAUUCGGUAAUUCAUAUCCUCGUGGGUGGGACUUGAGUUACUUAUCCAUGGUUGCCACUCCCAUGCCCACAGUCAAGUUGCUGAACCUAUUGCAGUGUGUUGAUUUACCUAUAUUGCAGUGCGUAGUUUAGCAUUAGCGUGCCCAUGUUAGCAUAAACGUAUAAGGAACGAGUAGAAAUAAGGACCAAAACAGCUAGCUGGUUCAGUUUAUGACCUUUGUAAUCAAAGAGUAGGCUAGUAUAGGUAAAUAAAGAAAGACAAGUUUUACCGCAAAAAGGUAAGUGUUGUGUAACUUCUACGUUUAAGAGUAUUUUUAGUCUUCUGUCUACAUUAUUUAGCAGAAUGCCAUAAAUUUGUCUAUUGCUAUUAAGUGUUAUAUUAGUAUUAUCAUAGAUACUCAAGUCUAAUACGUAUUAGAGUAUUUAUGGUAUUAGAUUGGAAGACUUCAGGCAAGGUACGUAACACUUUAGCUGUGUAGAGUAGACCUAUACAUAAUUUAGUAGCCGGGUACAACAAUAGCGCAAUGCUACAAAGUCUCCUAUUAUUUUAAGUUUAUUUACUAAAUAGUAUUUUAUAUCAACAAAAUUAAAGUAAGGAUAUUGUUGGCUCUCUUAUUCAACGCAUUUCUUGCUUUACAAAACGAGCUUCAAAAUUGGCGGUUUGAGGACUUUCUAAACUAAUAACCCUCGGGCGAUAUUUCACGUUGAAAAUACGACGAUUCAAACAACGUGUCGUUCAGUUGCACAUGUUGACUGCAUAUGGUUGGAUUAUGUGGAAGCUUAACCUGUUGGUUACGUUGCUGGUGCUACUGCUGGUACAACGUGGAACGGCAGAAGAUGAAAAACCAAAGAUAAGUCUAAAUAUGGACCCUGUUGACGUUAAAACAUGGGGACUACCAUUAGAUAGCAAAUAUCCAGACGUAGUUCAAAUAAAUGAAGCAAAUUUCAAACCAAAAGUUUUGGAAAGUAGAGAUGCUUGGAUUGUCGUGGUAUUUAAGGACAAGUUACACGGGAAAUGGUGGCACCACGCAGGCCACGUAAAGGGGGCGGUAUGGUACGGGUCAGUUGAUAUUGAAAAACAAGAAAAUUUCGCGAAACUUUUGGCGCCUGAAUCUACUGCAGAAAAUAUCGGUAACGGUGUAGCGGUUAUUUUCCCUUUUGGUGUAACCCCUAAGGAGAAAAUCAAGUUCACCGGCAAAAAGAAGAAACGACCUUUGAUUGUGAAAUCGCCAACUAAAGCAGAGGAAAUUAUUUCAAGUUCGAUUCCAAACCAAAUUGAACGAAUGAAUUUUAAACCAAGCCGAAUGAAGAAGUUUCAGGAUUGGGUUGUUGAUUCAUAUUAUAAGUCAAGUCCACCCAGAUUCCCAGUACUUUGUAUUACUGAUGAACCGGAACCUACUAUCCCGGUUUCAAUGUUGGUCCUCUCGAAUUACUUUUCUCGUUUCUUCUCUUUCGCUCUCGUAAGAAAAGAGGAUGUCAGCAGAAUGAGGUUACAGUUCAAGGAAGUCCCUGAACCAAAAGUCUACCCUCACUAUUUGAUGUUAAUGGGUAAAGAGCCAUCUAAGGAAGAAAUGGACCGAGGAUCUUUCGGGAUGCAUUUCAAUAUCUUUCCUUUCCUCGCUGAUAAAUACGGAAGAUCUGAGUUAUUCACAUCUGUGGUGAAGUUUCUAUUCACUGCUAAUGAAGAUUACAGAAAUGAGUUACCAGGACGAAGAAGUGACGAAGCGAUCAGUGAAGCUAGAAUGUCGUUGGUUCGAGACUCACUGCGUAACAGAGUCGAACUAGUUAACAAACAUUUUAGAAAACAAAAGAAUGUUGAAUUGUGACGUCACACAAACUUAUGUGACGUCACAUACCCUUAUAGAAAAUUCGAUGUAAAUAAUAUUGCGGGGUGGUUGGUAAAUACUGUGCCAUUUACUACACGUAUUUUUAACAGUUAUUAACGAACCUUUGGAGGAUGCGGUUUUAUAAUUUAGUAAAUAUUCUUUGUAUACUACCUAAUGGUAAGAUAAAAGAGAAUGAAAACAUAAACCAUCUUACCCCAACCUACUAUAAAUAUUUUAGACUCUAUUACCGUUAAGUUAAAUGGUUAAAUUUUGCGAAAAUACUCAAAAUACUAAUUAGUUAAACAACGCCUAAUUAAACAACGUACCAUCGUUAAGUUACUAACAUAUAACAAAAACACAGCCUAACUAAACCAGUGGUUUUGAACUUUUACGCUCAGGGAACGCUUGAAUUUUUCAGAUCAUUUUGCAACACACCAACAGUUUAAACUUUAAUUGUACAAUACUACAUAUCAAAUGACGAACCUGUGUUUUUACUUAUGUUAAAUAGUUUAAUUUUUUUUUAUAAAACAGUGUUAAUUAGUAAACGUAUUCGUAAAAGUAAAAUUUGAGAAUCCCUAAUUUAAUACCACAGUUUUAAACCCAAAACAAAAACAAUAAAGAACAUUUCAUCAUCCAAUUAUUGCAGGGUUCUAGUUUUAGUGACGUCAUAAUAGAAUAAUAAUGCUUGUCUCGAAUAUCAACUAAAACUCGAAUUCUAAACCACGAAAUUUUGUUUUCCCCUAAACGGCGAUUUCCAAUUACCGUCUGUGACGUCAUAGUCGAAUCGAGGUCACCGAGAUUUGCCGAUUCCAAUUAUCAGAACAAUAACAAUUGUCUAUGGUGUUCCUAACAAUUGGAAACACGUUUAUACUUUAUCCAAAUAUGGCGAAGCGAUCGCGCUUCAAAGCGGUCGCUUCUGUGACGUCACAGAAGCUGUUUGAACAUCGCGACGAACAUAAACAUUGAAAUCUUAUAAACAAACAUGUAGCAUUGGUGCGAACUGUGACGUAACAAACAAAAAGUUUCGCGAAAUCUUAUAAAUAAAACUCGCUGUUGUGAUUUCUUCACAUCGAGUUUGGAAUCUCAUGUCACAAUGAUAUCUAUAUGACGUAACAAUUGGAUGGGAUAUUUCAAAACAAUGGAUUUAUGAUGUCACAAUCUAUCUAAGAUCAAGCGUAACAAUGAAAAGAAACAACGUCCUGAGCAAUUAAAAAUACGUCAUCAGAAAAUUAAAUACGUCAUCAGAAAAUUAAAAAUGCCAUCAGGAAUUCCACGACACAACAUUACAAAAGUCUUCCGCCAUUUCUAAAACUCCAAAACUGGAAAGCAUUUUUGAAAGAAAUAUCAAACUAGUUAACCAAAAGCCAUGUAGAAGAAACCUGUACAUUAUUGUAUAUUUGUUAAUAUUUUUAUGCUGUAAAUAGUCGCUUGCUUAUCUUUGUAUCUUGUAUACGCUGGCCCCCAUUACAGUUUCACUCUGUUGUAUAUAUUGUAUAAUUGCUUUGAUAUCAAAAUACAAAACUUUCAUGUAA
Messenger RNA from Ciona intestinalis (vase tunicate), 9510 nucleotides. The record is from RefSeq and is a predicted model, not a curated record. Lineage: Eukaryota; Metazoa; Chordata; Ascidiacea; Phlebobranchia; Cionidae.